AUGAAAGCACCUGAACUAGUCAGAGUAGUGGCAAAGGGAGUCUUUCUGUUAUGCGUCGUGUUCAGUUGGAGCGAUGAUUCGGGUGGUACAGGCAUCAGGUUCAGUGUGUUGGUCCAAGCUCAGGGCAUACCGGUACUAGUAACGAAUGGUGCCGAAGGUCGAGCUCUCCUUGGUAGUUCCGACAGCCGCUGCUCUUUUGAUUGGACAUUGGACACCUGCAAGUCUGCCGUGGAUGGAAAAUGCGACGAGGGAGACAAGUGCGAAACAGACUGCCAUGAUUGCGACCCGUGCAAAUCAUACAACUUCGACUGCGCAGGCUGUGUUGAGGCUGGCUGCUUUUGGUGUCCUGGUGAUGCACACUGUGCCGGAAGAAAGCUGGAAAACAAUUUUUGGGACAAGUUCAAUAAGGUCUCAUCGUGUAACGCUGAAGACGAUUGGAAGUCUACCUGUGGUGAACCCGUGGGAAACGACAAUUUCUUUUCCGAUCCCUUAUUCGAUGCAAGCACGUGGGCCUUUGAUCUCAUGAAUGUACAGGAGGCGUGGAAAAUGGGAUAUUUUGGAUCGGGGGUUCAUGUUCGGGUCAACGACGAAGGGGUCGAUAUGACACAUCCUGAACUUAUGACCAACUUUGAUAUCCUGAAUUCAUGCGACGACUUCAUGCCCCCGACGAUCAAGGAUGGCCAUGGUACUGCCUGCGCAUCUCUCAUCGUAGGCAAAGCCGACAACGACGUUUGCUCGGUGGGCAUUGCACCAAAGGCGACACUGUCUGCUUGUCGUCUUGUUGGAGAAGACGUGACCAUUUCUGAUGCAGAAGCUCUCACCGCUCACAUGGAAGUCGUCGAUAUUUCCAGCAAUAGUUGGGGACCAAAUUCGUGCGAAUACACCGGAAAAAACAAGAGACGCCUGAAGAAGCAACAGUGUCCCUUUGAUCCAAAUGCGAAGAAUAGUCCCUGCGGUGCUUGUGGGGGAAACAUCAAAUCCAAAACGUGCAGAAGGGCCAUUGUCAAAUUCUGCUCCAGGCCGUCAAACUUUGAAAACCAUCGCUUGGAGUGUGCAGAAUACCUGGAUCUCUACGUUGAUUGUACAUACAAUGCACUUGACCCAGCCGAUGGGGCGACACUAGGCCAACUAGUCAUGAAAGGGCGCAAUGGUCUCGGGACCAUCAUCUUGUUUGCAUCGGGGAACAACCACGAGUUUGGAGAGAACACCAACUUUGAUCCUUGGGUCAGCAGUAGAUUCACUAUUGGGGUGGCAGCCGUGGACAAGAGUGGAAAACACGCAUCGUACUCAAAUCCAGGGGCAGGGGUCCUGGUCAGUGCCCCCGGUGGCGACGGUGAAAACAUUUUGAACAAUGUGGUGGCCACGCCGUUUGAUGGUGGUUGCGGAGACUCUGGGUCAGGUACAAGCUUUGCAUGUCCUCGAGUAGCCGGUGUUGUUGCCUUGAUGUUGGAAGCCAACCCUUUUCUAGGCUGGAGGGACGUCCAAGGUAUUCUCGCACAGACGGCUCGGGUAACACACCCAAGUGAUGGAACAUGGGUUGUAAACGGAGCUGGAUUGCGGCAUAGCGAAAAGUAUGGCUUUGGCAUUGUCGAUGCUGCUGCUGCUGUCUCUGCAUCCAUCAACUGGCAGAUUUUUGGACCCGAAAUGCAAAUUGUGAAGGAAUCGGGUACAAUCAACAGACGGAUCUGGAACCACGAGUUGCUUGCCACCACCCAUUCUUUGCAUGUGGAUACUGAUGACUUUGUGGCAGAGUCAGUGGUGCUGUACUUGAACAUUGUACACGGAUCGAGAGGAGAUUUGCAGGUGGAGUUGAUCUCACCCUCGGGCACGGUGUCUGUGCUGCACCCAAGCGACCGACCCGAGUUCACGGCCAUGGCGGGUGAAGAGCACUGGAAACUCACGACGGUAAAGAACUGGUACGAGAAUCCCAAAGGAGAUUGGACUUUACGGAUCUCGGACCGUGACUCCCAAAGAGUGGUUGUCUGCAAAGACUAUCCUUUCACGACCACAAUUCACUUGGAGGGUGACAAGUAUGAGAUCGAUUGCGACAUGAUGAAGGAGGCCGGUUUCUGUGCGAAUGGUGUUCUUGAUGCGGGCAUGGGAACGUAUCUGAAAAGAUACGCGGCGCGGAAGGCCAAAUCAUCUUGCUGCGCUUGUGGAGGCGGUAAGAAACCUCGCGGAGGUGAUCGAUUGCUUGACUGGACCAUGAUUGUGUAUGGCCAUGAAAGGCUAGACUAG
Messenger RNA from Seminavis robusta, 2238 nucleotides. NCBI's taxonomy places the organism in Eukaryota, Bacillariophyta, Bacillariophyceae, Naviculales, Naviculaceae. The record is from the annotation of a GenBank genome assembly.